CAGUAACAUGAGCCUUUCAGAUUUUACCAUUACCUCAGAAGUGUCAAAAUCACUUGUCUGUAGUAUUAAAAAAGAAAGAAAAAAAGAAAAAAGAAAAGCAGGGAUUAAGAUGGUAAUUAAUGAGAAAGAGAAGGACAGAAGAGUAAAAGAAACAAACAAAAAAAAUUUCGAAAUCCAAAAAUUUGGGAACAUUUCCCACCAAAAGUAAACCGCCUAAAGUAGUUUUCCGCAGAAUUCAAAAUCCCGCCUUCGUUUAUUGUUUACGAAAUUAAAUACAAUAUCCAAAUUAACCUCUCAUUUUCAGUCUCCAGUAUCCUCUUCCAAGGCAAAGUAAAAGUCUCAGGACAGGUGGUGAAGAAUGGCCGGAAAAGGAGGAAAGGGGCUUUUAGCGGCGAAAACAACAGCAGCGAACAAGGACAAGGACAAAGAUAAGGAUAAGAAGAGGCCUAUUUCCCGGUCUUCUCGUGCCGGUAUCCAGUUUCCUGUUGGUAGGAUUCAUAGGCAUCUGAAACAAAGGACAUCGGCCCAUGGAAGAGUUGGGGCAACAGCAGCUGUAUACCUAGCAUCAAUUCUAGAGUAUCUGACAGCAGAGGUCCUGGAGCUGGCAGGAAAUGCUAGCAAAGAUCUCAAGGUGAAGAGAAUCACACCAAGGCAUCUCCAACUUGCCAUCAGAGGAGAUGAGGAACUUGACACUCUGAUCAAGGGUACCAUUGCUGGUGGUGGUGUCAUCCCUCACAUCCACAAGUCUCUUAUCAACAAAACUACCAAAGACUGAUAUCUUUUCUCAACUAUUUUGUUUUCUUUAACUGCAGAAUUAUGUGUUAAAUGUCAGUCAUAUUUGUUAGGCUAAUUUAGGCUUCUGCAUUGUGUUACGGUUGGAGUUUGUUUAGGACUUGCCUGUUUAGUAUAUAAUAUUUGACAUCUAGGGUUCUUUUCUCUAAUUUAGAUAGGAUUGCUGUUUGUUGGAUUCGUUAAGUUCAAUUUCUUAGCAUUUUAUUUAAUCUUCCUUUAUUGCUUCUA
Molecule: messenger RNA, 1020 nt
Organism: Ricinus communis (castor bean)
Lineage: Eukaryota; Viridiplantae; Streptophyta; Magnoliopsida; Malpighiales; Euphorbiaceae
Product: histone H2A variant 1
Exons: 3
Coding region: 359-775 (138 amino acids)
Cellular component (GO): nucleosome
Molecular function (GO): protein heterodimerization activity; structural constituent of chromatin; DNA binding
Source: RefSeq, a predicted model, not a curated record